CUAAAAUUUUAUUUCAAGAAAGGAGAAAAGCCCUAGAAAAAUCAAAUCAAAAGAGGGACACAUAAAAAAGGGAACUUUUACACAAAUUUAGUAAAAUAAGGCAACGUACAAGAAUCUAUCAAUAAGGUCUUAUUACAUUACAGUUGGAAGUUUUUCAUUUUGCCCUUCAGCCGCCAAAUUCCAAAAAAACUUCCCUCUCAUCAAUCAAUAACGUGGGUCCCACCAUAAAAAAAAUGGACCCACCCUACUGAAAAUGCAACUCCCACAACACAAAUUUGGAGAAAUAAAGAUCCCAUUUUUAUUUGCUAUUCCACCAUUUUUCUUGUUCUUUGGUUCUUGUAAAUCUUCUAGAUCUUCCCACUUGUGUGUGUGUUUGUGUGUUUUUUGUUGACCCUUUUCACUGUUAGAUUUGCUCAUGUGAUGUUUAUUUGAAUCUUGGUUUUUUCUUGCUCAAUGGUUGACUUUUCAUAGUAAUGAAGAAUCUUGAUCUGGGAUUUUUUUAUUUUUUUUAUUUUUUUGGUUUAUUUACAAAUUAGUGAACUGGGAUUUUUGAAGAAAUAGUAGAAACUGAGAUAUGAUAUGUUAGGAUCAGAAAUGAAUCUUAUUACAACAAUAAUCGGAUUUGCUAUGAGUGCAACUUUCAUCGUAUUCGUCUGCACUAGGCUUAUUUGUGGGAGGCUCCGUCGAAUCGAAGCUCAGCAGCAAAUGUUGGAUAUCAACUCAAGAAUUGAUCUUGAGCUGCCGGAGAAUGUUAUUAACGGUCUCGAACCAGUUGUAGUAGCUGCAAUUCCUACAAUGAAGUUCCACCGCGAAGCAUUUAGUUCAAUGGAAGACGCACAAUGUAGCAUAUGUUUGUCAGAGUACGAAGAGAGAGAAACGCUGAGAAUAAUGCCGAUAUGCGGACACAGUUUUCAUCUCUCUUGCAUCGAUAUUUGGCUUAGGAAACAGUCCACCUGUCCGGUUUGCCGUCUUUCGCUACAAACCUCGGUCGAAACGAAAAACGCGCAAUCAGCAUCACUUUCUACACUUCGGUCUUUUGAUAGCUCGGAAAUCAGAAUCGAGCAUUCUCAACAAUGGCUUCUCCCUAUUUCUUCACACGUAGAGGCUAACGAAAGCAAUCAAGUUCACGUUGAUUCAAUUUCCGUUGAAAUCGAGUCUGCUAUUUACAGAGAAUCACCGUUAAGAAGGUCAUCAUAAUGAUAGAAAUUACCCUCUUAAAUUUUUUCUUUUUCGUAAUUUUUAUUUUUUAUUUUGCUUGUAGUGAUUUAGAGUAAGAGGAUCGAUAUUUUUUCUUUUUAAAGUUUGAAUUUCGUCAUGAAGAAGGGAUCGUAGACGGUGGUACAUACAUACGUAUAUGAAAUACGCGCGGAUUGCGGUUUUUCUUUUUUUCCUUGCAUCAAUUUGUUGGUUUUUUUAUGUAGAAUUUGGAUGGGAUCUAUCUUACGAUGAUUAUGAAGAUUAUUUGAACAUCGGAAUUUUUCU
Messenger RNA from Erythranthe guttata (spotted monkey flower), 1482 nucleotides. Its product is annotated as RING-H2 finger protein ATL7. The record is from RefSeq and is a predicted model, not a curated record. Lineage: Eukaryota; Viridiplantae; Streptophyta; Magnoliopsida; Lamiales; Phrymaceae.